CGGCUGUGUGUAUCAGCGCGGCCACAGUUCCCGGUUCCAGCCCGCCGCUCUAGCCGACAGCCAUGGCCAGGGAGGGCGCGGAGCAGCCCGCGCUGCAGUAUGAACAAACUCUGAUGUAUGGGCGUUACACCCAGGACCUCGGUGUGCACGCCAAAGAAGAAGCUGCUCGGCUAAGGGAGAGCGGCCAGAGACGAUCCCUCAGUGACCGCAGCAGAAGUCUCGACCUGCUUGAGUUCAAGGGACGCUGUGCAAAGUGUCAGAUCUGCACAGUCCGCUGUCAGAAGUUCCUGAUCUCCCGCGUCGGGGAGGACUGGAUCUUUCUCAGCCUGUUGGGACUCGUCACGGCCCUGCUCAGUUGGGGAAUGGAUUACUGCAUCGCCAUCUGCGAGGACGCACAUAAGUGGAUGUAUGGUGGUCUGGACAGCAACGUGUUACUUCAGUAUCUGGCCUGGGUCACGUAUUCCGUGGUCCUCAUCACCUUCUCUGCUGGUUUUACACAGAUUCUGGCACCACAGGCUGCUGGUUCAGGUGUUCCUGAAAUGAAGACAAUCCUGAGAGGAGUGGUAUUGAAGGAAUACCUGACCUUCAAGACAUUUGUGGUUAAAGUUAUCAGCCUCACCUUCGCGUUAGGUAGCGGAAUGCCCUUGGGCAAGGAGAGUCCCUUUGUGCACAUCGCCGGUUUGUGUGCAGCUCUGCUCUGCAAGUUCAUGUCUUUAUUUGGAGGAAUAUAUGAGAACGAGUCCAGGAACAUGGAGAUGCUGGCAGCUGCCUGCGCUGUGGGAGUGAGCUGCUGUUUUGCCUCUCCGAUCGGAGGUGUUCUGUUCAGCAUUGAAGUAACCUCCACAUUCUUUGCUGUGAGGAACUACUGGAGAGGGUUUUUUGCAGCCACGUGCAGCGCGUUCUUCUUUAGACUGCUGCCUGUUUGGAACAAUGAUGAAGAGACCAUCACAGCGCUGUAUAAAACUCACUUCCGCUUAGACUUUCCCUUUGACCUCCGGGAGCUUCCUGCUUUCGCCGUCAUUGGGAUUGCCAGUGGUUUCGGGGGGGCUUUGUUUGUUUACCUGAACCGGCUGAUUGUACAGUUCAUCCGCACACAGAAGACCAUCAAUCGUUUCCUCAUGAAGAAGCGUCUGCUAUAUCCAGUUCUGGUCACUGUAAUCAUCUCAACUCUAACGUUUCCUCCUGGCUUUGGACAGUUUAUGGCUGGACAGCUAACGCAAAAGGAGUCUCUGGUGACUCUGCUGGACAACCGAACAUGGGCCAAACAAGGCAUAGCAGAGGAGUUUGACUACAUCGGACACUCCCAAGCCUGGAUACACCCGCAGGUGAACGUCUUCGUCACCUUGGUCCUGUUCAUCGUCAUGAAGUUCUGGAUGUCAGCCCUGGCCACCACCAUGCCAGUGCCCUGUGGAGCGUUCCUGCCUACCUUUGUCAUAGGAGCAGCCUUUGGUCGCCUUGUUGGAGAAAGCAUGGCAGCUUGGUUCCCAGAUGGUAUCAGCACAGAUGGCACCAUUUACCCCAUAGUGCCUGGAAGCUAUGCUGUCGUGGGUGCAGCAGCCUUGUCAGGAGCAGUCAGUCACACAGUCUCCACCGCCGUCAUCGUGAUUGAGCUGACUGGCCAGAUCUCCCACAUCCUGCCAGUGAUGAUCGCUGUGAUUCUGGCAAACGCUGUGGCCCAGUCCCUGCAGCCCUCCCUCUACGACUCCAUCAUCAGGAUCAAGAAGCUGCCCUACCUCCCCGAGCUGGGCUGGGGUCACCACGAGAAGUAUAACAUACGUGUGGAGGACAUCAUGGUCCGGGAUGUGCGAUACAUCACCUUGAACUGCACUUAUCGAGACCUUCACAACGUGCUGCUGUCAGGAAACCUCAAGACCCUGGCUCUAGUGGAAACUGCAGAGUCGAUGAUCCUGCUGGGCUCCAUUGAGCAUGCUCAGCUCCAGUCGCUGCUUUCCCAGCAGCUCGGUCGCUCCAGACGCCUGGAAUACAUCAGGGAACAAGCUGCUGCUGAGAAAAAGCGCCUGUCUAUGGUGUCGAACACGGGCAGUGAGGAGGACUGCCACCGGGUCAGUCAGGAGGUCCGCUUCCAGAUUUCUACAGAGGAGUCUUCCUUCAGUCCGACUCGUCCAUCACCUCUGAAGCCCCUGAAGCCCGCUCUGAAGAGAUCCAGCGUGGCUGAGAGACCCACCGAACUCCCCACUAGCCCACAUGAAAACUCUGGUAUCGCGGUGAAGAACCUUUUCUGUGGCGUUCCAGACCCAGAAGCCCUGGAGAAAAACAACAAUGAGGAGAGCCCCUCGUCUCCUGAGCACAGGAGGCCGUCCAAACGAGUCCGGAUUUCCAUCGUGCAGGAGCCAGGCCUAAAGAGUUUCCCUUUGGACGAUGGAGACGUGGAGGACGACAUGACUCUCAGGGAGAUCACAGAGUGGGAAGAGAAGCAGCUUGAUGAGCAGGUCAACUUCAACAACUGCAAGAUUGACCCCGCCCCAUUCCAGCUGGUGGAGCGCACGUCGCUGCAUAAGACUCACACCAUCUUCGCCCUGCUGGGCCUGGACCACGCAUACGUCACCAGCAUUGGGCGGCUCAUCGGCGUCGUCUCUCUUAAAGAGCUUCGUAAAGCCAUUGAGGGGUCAGUGACGGUGAAAGGCGUGAAGGUGCGGCCCCCUCUGGCCAGUUUCAGAGACAGUGGCACCAGCAGCAGUGAGUCGGAGGCCACAGAGCUUCACAAGCUGUGGGAUCGCAACAAGAACAUGUCGUUACCACGAGAACAAACCCCAUCAGAGUCCGCGGAGAAGUCACAGUGAGGGACGGUUGAAUAGGAGCAGGUGGAGGACACAAAGGAGGUGGCCUUUCAUCUCCAAUGCCACACCACCAACCAAAUCCUCAGGGCCAAGGAUCAAUAUUUAGUGUGGAGAUGAUUUUCUCUCCUCGUCUGCUCCUCCUUCUGUGGUUCCAUGUCUGGGAGUCCUGCACUGACCCAGCCUGACACUCCCCAGGAUGAGAGGGCCCCGUUGUCCCCCCCCUGCUCUCCGUUUACCUUUGGGUCCAAAGCUGGGAUUUAGAGGGAAAUUUUAAAAAAGGAUUUUAUGUUUGUUUGUUUUCUUAGGGACGUGAUCAAACUUUGGAUUUGCAAAAAUUACUUUUUGACUGAGUCUUCCACUUAAGCAAUGAAAUUCAGAGGUUUCGACAAGGAAGAACUCUGUAAUUUAUGAAUGUGUGAGUGUGUAUGUAGACAGGAGUGUGACGUCAUAGGAGUUUGUCUCACUGGUUUUAGAUUUCAGUUUUUUGUUUUUCUGCUUUGACAGAUCAGGUGGUCGGGUUUGAAUAAAAAUCAUUGUGGUUUGUCCAGCUGAAGAGCAUUAAAGAGCCAGGAGGCUGAGCGAUGUGCAGCCUCAUCUUCAAAUGCUCAUCCUCUCUGUAAGUCUCUAUGUUCAGGUUAAAGAUUAUAUCUAACCUAUGCAAGCAGACGUGUCUGUUGGCUCUAGCUUCCAUUUCAAACCACUGUAGCCGCAGCCUUUUACACAAGGCAAAUGCAUGCAAACCGCCUGCAGUGAUGCACUCCAAAAGAGGAGGUUUUCUCCUAAACAUAGCCCUUAAUCAGCAGUCCAGACAAGGUUGAGGCGGAUGGGGGGCAGGAACACUGAAAAAAAAGAUCUGUUGGAUUGACAUAAAAAAAUCAUGGACAUGGGUUGCGCGCAAAAAAAUCAUGUUGGACCAAUAUAAUUAUUGCACAUAAUAAAAUCAUGUUCUACCAUAA
Messenger RNA from Oryzias latipes (Japanese medaka), 3754 nucleotides. The record is from RefSeq and is a predicted model, not a curated record. NCBI's taxonomy places the organism in Eukaryota, Metazoa, Chordata, Actinopteri, Beloniformes, Adrianichthyidae.